Messenger RNA from Sebastes umbrosus (honeycomb rockfish), 2146 nucleotides. It is a transcript of the gene parp12a, whose product is annotated as poly (ADP-ribose) polymerase family, member 12a. Gene Ontology annotation, molecular function: NAD+ poly-ADP-ribosyltransferase activity; metal ion binding. The record is from RefSeq and is a predicted model, not a curated record. The transcript has 11 exons. The coding region runs from base 1 to 2100 and encodes 699 amino acids. NCBI's taxonomy places the organism in Eukaryota, Metazoa, Chordata, Actinopteri, Perciformes, Sebastidae.
AUGACUUCAGUCAUCUCUAAGUUUGUCCUCCAGACUCUGUGCGACCACCAGGGAUGUCUGGACUUCAAGCGGCUGGACCAGAAGCUCGCACAGAACUUCACUGUGGCGGAACCGGUCCUGAGAAGUGUCCUCUACGACGACGGUAAAAUAGCCAUCCAGGAAGGCAGACAGAAGGUCGUCGGUAGACGGAUAACCAGCCAGGAUAGUCUGAUAGUUGCUAAAACCAGCCUGCGCCUCUGUCAGAAGAGACCCGGAGAGUGUCCACAGUGUGACGGCUUACACCUGUGCAGGUAUUACGUGUGCGGAGACUGCAGCUUCGGACUCAAGUGUAAAAAUCCCCAUACUCUGGCUUCUCCAUACAAUGCAGAGCUUUUGAAAAGACAUGGUCUUCACGAUUUCACGGAGAAACAGCUGUUCCAGCUGUUGCUGCAGAAUGAUCCUUAUCUAGUUCCUGAGAUCUGCCCACAUUACAACAAGGGCAACGGUGUGCAUGGCUCCUGCAAGUUCGCCACCUCGUGCACUAAGCUUCACGUCUGCCUGCACUAUCUCCAGGGUGACUGUAAGUUUGGCUCUUCGUGUAAGAGACCCCACAAUGUCGACGCGAACGGAACGAAGAUUCCCCGAGGAUUCAGUCAGGAGAAUAUUAGAAACCUUCCUGAGAUCUACAGAAACAAAUUCAUCAUCAUGGGUCAACAGGAGAGACAAGCGACUGCUGUUCCCGCGCUGCCAGAGGUGAGAACCCCCAUUCAGCAGCCUUCCCACAGCAAACCUGGAUCCCCCACGAGUUCCGCUUGUCCAUCUAAACCCAUGAGCGAUGCUGACAGGAACGAAAUCUGCCUCUUCUUCAUGCGCAGACACUGCAGCUUCAAAGAUAAGUGUGCUCGUGUCCACUGGCACCUCCCUUACAGAUGGCAAGUGUUAGACAGUGAUGGUGUGACCUGGAAGGACCUGCCUAAUAUGGAAGAUAUUGAGAAGGCCUACUGUGACCCCGGACAUAACACAAGCUGCGUUGAUCAACUAUUGACCACCUUAGGGAUUUUCAGAUUUCUGACUCUUCAAAGCUCUGCAUCCCCCGCCGUGCAGUCAGUUGACUUCAUGACAAUGACAUAUGGAGGGUCUCCAGUUCAUCGCCUGUCCACUGCCUCCUCCGUUUCAAAGCCCCCUCACUUCAUUCUUACAACACAGUGGCUUUGGUACUGGAAGGAUGACAGCGGGGAAUGGAUGGAGUUUGGACAGGGUGACGGUGACGCGCAAGCCUCUGUCACCUCUCAAACUCUGGAGAAUGUGUACCUGGCAGACAGAGACACAGAGAUUCCUUUUGGUGCUGGCAAACAUCAGUAUAUCCUCCACUUCAAAGGUGCGCUGGGAACACAGCAGAUGCAUCAGCAGAAUGUGAAGUACCAAACCAAGAGAGAGGUCAGGAGGAGGCCUCACUUUGUGUCUGCUCAUGAUGUGGAGCUGAAGCUAAAGAGUGCAUCAUCAAACAGCUCCAGCUCCUCCACAGCUGAAAGUUUCCCAUCCCACUGGGACAAGCAUGCCCAACCGAAUUUUGGCCACAAGCUCGUGGCUCUCUCCAAAUCUGCGAAGGAGUAUAAUAUGAUUGAGAAGCUGUUUAAUCGCACCAUGCCCCUGAAUAAAAUUAACAACAUCCAGAGGAUCCAGAACCCCUCUCUGUGGAAAGUCUUUCAGUGGCAGAAAGAGCAGAUGAAGGAGAGGAACGGAGGGAAACCUGUGAAUGAGCAGUACUUGUUCCACGGGACAGACGAGUCCCUGAUUGAGGCCAUCUGUGAGCAAAACUUUGACUGGAGGAUGUGUGGUGUCCACGGCACGGCCUACGGCAAAGGGAGUUACUUUGCCAGAGAUGCGUCCUACUCCAACAGAUAUGCCAUGGCCAAAAGAAACCUGAACAAGAUCAUGUUUGUUGCUCUGGUCCUGGUGGGGGAGUACACCAAGGGAAGCAGCAGCUACGUCCGGCCCCCACCAAAAGGAAACGGCACAACCCUCUACGACAGUUGUGUUGACAGCAAGAGCGACCCCAGCAUCUAUGUUGUCUUUGAAAAACAACAGAUUUAUCCAGAGUAUAUCAUCGACUACUCAUAAGUCACAAUGCUGUUGUUUUCCUUUGCCGGAUGGUCAGGGGUAAAUC